CAAUCGGAGGGGCGGCGGGCGGCAGUUGGUGCGGCUGGAGCGGCGCGGUCGGAACGCUGGGCGGUUGCUCGCUCUCCUUGGCGCUCCGCGCACUUUCCUUCGCUGCCGGCCAGCGCCGAAGCCGGCGGCUCGCGGCGUUCCGGACCCUCCAGGAACAAUCAAUACAGAAAUCCAUCUGAAAAUCUGGAGAGAGAAUUUGGGGAAUGGUUGUCUCCUUUCAACAGUUACUGGUUGAUACACAGUUUUGAAGGUGUUUAAGCUCUGAAUACUUGCAAGCUCUCCUUACAUAGAAAUGUCUGGCUCAUACGAUGAUUCUGUUGGAGUAGAAGUUUCCAGUGAUAGCUUCUGGGAGGUUGGAAAUUACAAGCGGACAGUAAAACGAAUUGAUGAUGGUCACAGACUUUGCAAUGAUCUCAUGAAUUGUAUUCAUGAACGGGCACGAAUAGAGAAGGUCUAUGCUCAGCAACUUACAGAAUGGGCAAAAAGAUGGAAACAGCUUGUGGAAAAAGGCCCACAGUAUGGAACAGUAGAAAGGGCUUGGUGUGCUUUUAUGUCAGAAGCUGAAAAAGUGAGUGAACUACAUCUAGAAGUAAAAGGUUCACUGAUGAAUGAAGACUUUGAAAAAAUCAAGAACUGGCAGAAGGAAGCCUUUCAUAAGCAAAUGAUGGGAGGAUUUAAGGAAACCAAAGAAGCAGAAGAUGGAUUUAGGAAAGCUCAGAAACCCUGGGCAAAAAAGCUGAAAGAGGUGGAAGCUGCAAAGAAAGCAUACCAUGCAGCCUGUAAAGAGGAGAAACUGGCUAUAUCCAGAGAGACAAAUAGCAAAGCCGAUCCAGCGCUAAAUCCUGAACAACUCAAGAAAUUACAAGACAAAGUGGAGAGAAGCAAACAAGAUGUACUAAAGACAAAAGAGAAGUAUGAAAAAUCACUGAAAGAAUUAGAUAAUGCCACUCCUCAAUAUAUGGAAAACAUGGAGCAGGUAUUUGAACAGUGUCAGCAGUUUGAGGAAAAACGCUUACGUUUCUUUCGAGAAGUGUUGCUGGAAGUUCAGAAACACCUUGACUUGUCUAAUGUUGCAAGUUACAAAAAUAUCUACCGUGAACUGGAACAGAACAUCAAAACUGCAGAUGCUGUUGAAGACUUGCGGUGGUUCAGAGCUAAUCAAGGUCCAGGGAUGUCAAUGAAUUGGCCUCAGUUUGAGGAGUGGUCUGCAGAUCUGAAUCGCACUCUCAGCCGAAGAGAAAAGAAGAAAGCUUCUGAUGGAGUGACUCUGACCGGUAUUAAUCAGACGGGAGAUCAAGUUUCACAGCCUAACAAACAUAGCAGCAGUCUUAGUGUCCAGAGUAACACAGUGCAGUCAGUACAAUCAAGUUACAAUCCCUUUGAAGAUGAAGAAGAUACUGGGAGUACUGUCAGUGAAAAGGAGGACAAUAAAAUCAAAAAUGUUAGCAGCUAUGAAAAAAACCAAAGCUACCCUACAGAUUGGUCUGAUGAAGAGUCCAACAAUCCCUUUUCUUCCACUGAUGCAAAUGGAGACACCAAUCCAUUUGAUGAAGAUACUUCUCCUGCAAUGGAGGUGAGAGUGCGUGCACUCUAUGACUAUGAGGGCCAAGAGCAAGAUGAACUCAGCUUUAAAGCAGGGGAUGAGUUAACUAAAAUGGAGAAUGAAGAUGAACAGGGUUGGUGCAAAGGACGUCUGGACAACGGACAAGUUGGUUUAUACCCUGCAAACUAUGUAGAACCAAUCCAGUGACAAAGGACAAAGUUAAUACAGAAGUGUUACAAAAGCUCUGCAGGCCUGUACAGUAUAUAUUUAAACCAAGAGGAAGCUGAAUGAUGUAUAGAAUGUAUAUAUUUUCAUGAAAAGGAGAGAGAGCUCAAUACUGAAAUUGCAGUGAUUUAAAGAGAUAUAGAACUAAUUUCACGUGGUUUUCACAACUUGUGCACAAUGCAAAUGAAAGGGGCUAGGUGGAAAAAGUAGUGAUAGGAAAAAUACUUUUUAAGCUUUUUCUUCCCACAUGGUCUGUUAUUGUGACUCUUAAACAUUUUUGCAUUUCUAUGCUUGUGCCUCAUCCUACCCGAGGUAUGUGGCUUAUGCUGACUUUUGUUUAAUCGGUUAUUUUAAGUGACCUUCCGUAACUUGCAACUUGAAUUUUUAAGAUUAUUAUUAUAGUUAAUUUUCUAUUUGUUCUUAGCAAUGUCUGAAAGAUGCAGUAUUUUUUUAUUUAAAUGCUAUGUAGGUAAGCAUCUUUUUUGUAUGCUUGAUCAAAUAAUACUUAAAUUAUGACAUAGAUUUAGUCAUCAGUUGACUGAAUGAAAACUCCUUCCAUGUUGUAGUAAUCUUUCAAUGUUGUCAGCAUGGCUUGAAGUUGUAAAACAGAUAUUAUAUUUAAUAACUAUCUGUUACAGAAGGUUAUUUGUAGCAGAGAUAUCUGCAGGUGUCAUAGUUUGGGAUUCUGUUAUGAAUGUUGUUUAUAUGGUUUGGCACUUAAAUGAGUUUUCCUUGUAGAUCUUAAGUAGCUCUCUAUAAACAAAAAGAUAAAUCAUACAUAAGCCCCAGAAUACUAGCUAUUUCCAGCACACGUGUGCAGGAGAAAAAAUCCUUCUAACUGCUAAUGAAUUUUUUGGUGAUUUGAAAUGUUAAAUCUGUGAAGACUGAUUUUUUUGAACAAAGAUUGUAAAAUAGACUAAAAUGCUUUUUAUUAAGAGGCUAUCUGUUGUGUAUAUGUACAUAUAAUUUGAUAUUCCAAAAUAUAAAGAGCAUGGCUAUUAGUUAUCAAACCUUUUGAUGUGGAUAAGAUUUAGACUUUUAAGAGUUUAAAUUAUAGGUAUAUUUAAAUCUGCUUUCUUGCCAUAUUCAUUACUGUGCUAUAGACAAAAUAUUCUGUGAUUAGAUUUUCAGAAGUACAGAAAACACACUAACAUACUCAAAAUCUGUAAUGUGGAUAACUUUGUGGGUCAACGUAUAAACUAGCAUUAGUCCUUACAUGGAUUAUUGUAGCAGAACACUGUAAAAACUACAUUUGUUUGCAGUUACAACUCAGUCAUCUGUAACAGUGCCAAAUAGUAUGCAUUUGUGACAUUUAAAACUGGGUUGUAAAUUACAGCAGAUUUGUGUUUAAAAAAAAAAAAUCAAGUAUCAGGUGAGUAGAUAUGCUACUUUAGGAAGCUGCACUGUAAUGAAGCUAACAAAUCUACUUUGAGGUAACUAUUAAACACUGUUGGUAGUUUGGGAUUUUAUUGUUUGCUUUUAAAGUUUAUAGAUAUACUUAGUCAUAAUGUUCAAUGAAUUAAAAUGUGCAAGCUCUGAAAGUGGAUGUAUGUAUGUCUGUCAAGGAAAGCUUAACAUAAUUAUUCAUUCACAAAAUGGUUACUAAAUCUGUCAGGAAUUACUGCUUUUGGUCUCCAUAUUGUAAUAUAUUUUAGAAAACAAUAAAAUCUGUUAAUCUCUUAAAUACACAGAAUGCACUUCAUCUUGCAAUGUAUGUAAAAAUACUCUUAUAAAGCAAAUAGUACAUUUAAUUGCAAUUCAAGCUGACAAAAUCUGUAUUAUUUAAAAGAGCCAUAAGGAUGGGCAUGCCAUUAGUCACUCUGGGCUGCUACAACACAGUGCAAGACACUGCAGCAAAAUGUUUAUGGAAGAAGAGGAGAUUGAUGUCUUCUGUGGGUAUGCAAAAUGUACUACAAGGGUGCUUUCCAUGGUAUAGUCAAGUUUGAUACAGAUUUUUUUGAACAACUAUGCUUUUUUUUGUAAUAUCUGAGUCUCUUCUACCUUCUGUGAGAGAGGUGUUUUUUGGUUUUCUUUUUUGCUAACUGCUAGUGAUUAACAUAGUAGUGUUUGUGAUUGCUAGCCAGAAGUUUGAUCUUGUCUGUCACAUCAGUAUUUUUUAAAUCUAAUUUAAUGAAGUAACCAUAGAGUCUAAGUGGAAGUAACCACGGGAGAUCUCUAGUCCAGUGUCUGAUUUAAAGUACAAUUAACUCUGCAUUCAGACUAGGUUGCUCAAGUCUUUGGAACUGGUCUGGAAAACUUCCAAAGGCUGAUUUCCUCACCUCUCUCUUCAAGCAGUUACAAUGCUUAAUUACCGUUUUAAUGGUGUUCUUUCUCCCCUGGCUUUACCUGCAGUUGGAACCUGUCCUUCUGCAAGACACCACUGUGUCUUGUUCUGCUGUGCUUGAUAAAGCCUGGCUGGUGUCUUGGUAGCCUCCACAUUGGUGCUGGAAGGCUGCUCUUGGGACCCCCAGAAUCACCUCUUCUCCAGGCUGAACAAAUCAUGUUUCCGCAGCCACUCCUCACAGAGCAAGUGUUCCAACCCGCUAAUUUGUAAAGAUAAGCAAGUAUAGUCCAAAGCUAUAUUAAAAUUCUUCUUAAUUUGUUCCUUUUGAGGCUUUGAAAACUUGACACCAAAAUUUUAAGCUCAUUUUUUCCUCAGACUGCUAAUAUACUUGCAGACUACAAUAUGAAAUUAUAAAUACAAAUUUGGUAUACGUAUACAAGAUUGUAAAAGCAAAGCUACACCCUCAAAAUAACCAUGUUGUCACUCUUAACAUCUUGGUAUAACAAUCCAAUCCAUUGCUAUUAUCUAUUGUUGAGAUAUUUGUGGAGUUGGCCUGAUGUACUAAAACUGUUUUUGCCAUAGCUGAGCUGAUUAUUUUUUUCUUUUGUCUUUCUUCCAAUUAAGUCUUUAUUCAUAACACUUGCAAAGAAGAAAAUUAAAGCAGGCUUCACAAUUGGAGAUAAGUAGAAACACUUAGUCUUCAAUGAGGGCACCACUGUAGUCAGAUGAAAUGGUUGCGUGCUAAUCUGAUAUGAUCUGCGUUAUUUUAAAAUAAAAUAGCUGUAUAUUAUUGUAAAACAAAGGAGAAAAGGAAGAAAAUCAAAAAUGAUGUACUGAAGGUUGGAUGUCCAGCAGCAAUACCUCCCGUUCUCCUAGAGUUGCAUCUGUUAAUUUUAAAAAUUAACUCUGAGGUUACAUAAUCAUCUUAUUAAUCUUUCUCCCAACUUUCUGGUUUGGCAGAGUUACUUAUUUACCUCAGAAUAUCAGAGAGCGUGCUAAUUGUGAUCAAUUUGAAGGAAUCUACAGAGCCUGCUCCUGAAAUGUGAGAAUAUGAGAUAUUCCUGAUAAUUUAGGAUACUUUUACUUACUCAUUUUGUUUGAAUGAUAAUUCAAAGAGCAAUUGCAGAGCGUAAGAAAGGUCAUGUGGUAAUUACUGCAGUAGACAAUAGCUUCAUUGUGUUUGACAUCUAACUGUUUACCUGCUGACGGUCAGUAUAUAUCAUUUUCAGCCUGCUUUAUCUCCUUUCUCCUGUUAGAAAUUCAGAUUUCUGUGUGAUAUUACAUUAAUCCUCUAGCUGAAAGUUUCAAAAAUACCAUAAACGGUUCUUGAACCACAGAAUACCUGUGUACACCUGAACUUUUACUGAGCAUUGUCCACAUUUCAGAGGGUGUAGCAACCUCCUUCUCUGCAGAGAAGACUGAUUGUAGUAGGUUAGAUGAAAUCUGUGCCGGUAGCACGUGGGUGCCUUGGGAAGAGCAUAGAUAUAGGACAAUAUACCAUGAUGCUUCAGCCACAGUAUUUAAAGCUGUCAGUGAUCUUUUUCUUUUGUUCUGUGAAAUAAGAAAAACUUGUUUUGAACAUUCCGUUCAUUGCUUUGUCAACUGAACACCAAACUAUUCUUCAUACAGAUGCAGAUGAAGUAGGUCAGCAAAGCGAUCCUGUAAUUAGUUCCAAAAAGACAACCAGUAGCGCUCUUUCUUGUAGCAGCUAAUUGUGACCCCAUUAGAGAAGUGCAGACUGUAUUUUUAUUUUGCAUUUGACUCUGAAAUUUACUUGCUGCUUUAUUACCUACUUAGUAUUAUACAAGAUAUUUCUGGUUUUUUUACUUCUGUAAACGUAAGUAGUUCAGUAUCAAUAAACCACUACCUUUCUAUUCACUUUUCUCACAGAUAAAUAUACAAAUUACAUGUCCUAGCAUGAGUCCUCUGGGCAACACACUGGUAACCUCCCACUGUUUGUUAUGGUAGUCAUUGACUAAUUUAUUAAAUGAUCAUUUCCUUAUUUCAUGGCAAUUUAUUUAGGUUUUUAUGAGGGACAUUAGCAAGAACAUUUUGAAAAUCCAAGUUACCUGUUACCUCAGCUAGAUCACCUCUCUGCAUGACCCAUGAAGCUUUAACUCAACGAAGUAGCAACCAUAUUAAUUGUGACGUAAUUGUGUAUUAUGAUAUAGAUAUUUCUAGAAACCUGAAGCAGAAGAUGCAGAAAUUUGAUUGCCCUGCCAAAGAUUAAAUGCUAUCAUGUGGCCAAUGUAGGUAGGUUUUGCAGUGGGAUGCUGCUUCUAAAUACGACUUUGCAAGUCUCUUGCAUUCCUAAUACAAACAGGUUUACCGAAGCACAGCUAAUAUUGUCUAUGCAGUGGACUUGUCUGAAAAUUACAUUGCUGUAACUUUUUGGCUUUGUACUGGACAAUACAGUUGAGAUGGACUACUUUCAAGAUUAGAAAGCUCCAAGAAACCACCUAUGUGACAAAGUGGUUAUGCUUCUUGAUGUUAUCAGUACAAACAAUACAUUAUUACUAAAUAAAAGUAUAUUAUUGA
Messenger RNA from Numida meleagris (helmeted guineafowl), 6590 nucleotides. It is a transcript of the gene PACSIN2, whose product is annotated as protein kinase C and casein kinase substrate in neurons 2. Gene Ontology annotation, biological process: regulation of endocytosis; plasma membrane tubulation; caveola assembly. Bases 293 to 1750 code for a protein of 485 amino acids. NCBI's taxonomy places the organism in Eukaryota, Metazoa, Chordata, Aves, Galliformes, Numididae. Gene Ontology annotation, cellular component: endosome; plasma membrane; cytoplasm. The transcript is spliced from 12 exons. Gene Ontology annotation, molecular function: protein binding; phospholipid binding. The record is from RefSeq and is a predicted model, not a curated record.